Molecule: messenger RNA, 537 nt
Organism: Triticum turgidum subsp. durum (durum wheat)
Lineage: Eukaryota; Viridiplantae; Streptophyta; Magnoliopsida; Poales; Poaceae
Source: the annotation of a GenBank genome assembly
AUGGCGGCCACGGCCGCGGCGGCGACGCUGGCGGCGGCCACCUCCUCCCUCCUCCGGCGCACCCCCUUGCUGCGGCCGCACGGGCUCCGGGUCUCCCACGACUUCGCUCCCCAAAGAUUUGCGCGCCACAUUGCUUCAUCAACAAAUGAAGAGGUUGCUGCCAAAACAGCGGCAGCGACUGCUGAUACUGGAGGACCGACGAUUUUUGACAAGAUCAUUGCAAAGGAAAUCCCUUCAAGCAUUGUCUACGAGGAUGAAAAAGUGCUGGCGUUUAGAGAUAUUAACCCACAAGCUCCUGUCCAUGUUCUAGUCAUCCCAAAACUAAGAGAUGGGCUAACUGGACUUGACAAGGCUGAACCAAGGCAUGCUAAAAUUCUGGGGCAGCUGCUUUACGCUGCGAAGGUUGUGGCUGAGAAGGAAGGCGUAGCAGAUGGAUUCCGUGUCGUCAUAAACAACGGAGCAGAAGGAUGUCAGUCAGUCUAUCAUCUGCACGUGCAUGUACUUGGUGGAAGGCAGAUGAAAUGGCCUCCUGGUUAA